AUGACUUCUGACGAUCCCCUCGAUACCGAGCUUGAGUCGUUCAGAAAGCAAUGGCUCUCCGAUCUUCAAUCCCAGCGGAGACCUCCAUCUCCCAUCCAUCACCGCCGUCAGAGCCGCGGGCGACAGCAUGACGCCUCACAGCAAUCGUUUGCUUCUUCUUCCACGCGGCCUGGACUUUCUCGAAACGCCAACGGACCGCCUAGUCCCACGGCCGCCCGCCGGGCUCUCAUCCUGGAUGAGGGCACUGACUAUCUAGGCGGCCGUUCAUUCGACGAACCCGCGCCGCCGCUCACCAUUCCCUCCGAGACCAGGACCCUUGACGCCUCAGAGAAUUCCAAGGAAAAGAAGCUCGUGUCAGCUCUUGAUUAUUACGAAGAGGCAAUGGAGAAGGAAUCUCAGGGCAACAUGGGCGACAGCCUGCAAUUAUAUCGAAAAGCUUACAAAAUGGAUCACGGUGUAGAGCGCCGAUAUCGUGAGAAGCAUUUUCCAGCAGCAGCAUCAAAAGCGCCAGCAGUCCAAGCCCAAGUAACAGCCCCAACACCUGCCUCUUCAGCUGACCCUGAGCCCGUUCCGCUCAAGACCUUUUCCGAGCUGCUCUCCAGUUUUGCCGCUCUCCAGAUUGACCCGGCCGUCCCCGACGUCGAGGGCGAGCCCGCGCUCCCCUGUCCCAUUGCCAAUCUCCCCGACGAGCUGCUCACGCACAUCCUGCACGACGUGGCCGUGGCCGACAUCGCUGAGUACGUGCGCCUCUCGCUCGUCUGCAAACGGCUGGCCUACCUCGUUGCCAGCGAGCAGCGAAUCUGGCGGCGCGUUUGCAUCGGCCCCGAAUUUGGCUUUGCCGGGAUGCACUACCGCUGGAACACGGGCAUCGAAUGGGGUCCCCUCUCGUCGUCCGACUUUGAAGACGGCGACGACGAGCAGGACGAGGGGGACGAGGGCAGCACCGCCAUCGUCUCCGACUUUGAUGCUGAGCGACGGCUGCUCUCGCCCCGCGAGCGCGCGCAGCGCCGCCAAGACCGCGAAUACGCCAUGACGCUGUCCCUCACGCCUUCCGUGUACCCCACGUGGAAGAAGAUGUUCCGCAACCGCCCGCGCAUCCGCUUUGACGGGUGCUACAUCUCCACCGUCAACUACGUGCGCUCCGGACAGGCCUCGACCAACCAGCUGACCUGGGGCGGCGCCCCCAUCCUCCUCGUCACCUAUUACCGCUACCUGCGCUUCUUCCGCGACGGCAGCCUCAUUAGCCUGCUCGCCUCGGACCCGCCAGCCGACGUCGUUCACUAUAUGACGCGCGACGCCGUGCGGCUGCACCGCGACGCCGCCUCCCAGCACCACCACCUCCCCGGCGCCGUCAUGCGCCUCGCCCACCGCGGCCGCUGGAAGCUCUCCCCGCCCGGUCACGGUGCUGUAGUUGGCGCCGGCGGCGGGGGUCGCGGCCGCGGUGCGGCGCCUAGCGGAGACGACGAGCUCGCCGUCGAGACCGAGGGCGUCGGCUCAAAGUACGUCUUCAAGAUGGACCUCCAAGUGCGCAGCGCGGGCAAGUCGACGGCGUCCCGCAACAACAAGCUCGUGCUAUACGGCUUCUACAGCUACAACAAGCUGACAGAGGACUGGGCCGAGUUUGUGCUCAAGAAUAACAAGCCUUUCUUCUUUAGUCGGGUGCGCAGCUACGGACUGGGUGAUUAG
This is a messenger RNA of Beauveria bassiana ARSEF 2860, 1686 nucleotides long. RefSeq names its product F-box domain-containing protein. Gene Ontology annotation, biological process: SCF-dependent proteasomal ubiquitin-dependent protein catabolic process. Gene Ontology annotation, cellular component: SCF ubiquitin ligase complex. The transcript is spliced from 2 exons. Gene Ontology annotation, molecular function: protein binding. Bases 1 to 1686 code for a protein of 561 amino acids. The record is from RefSeq and is a predicted model, not a curated record. Lineage: Eukaryota; Fungi; Ascomycota; Sordariomycetes; Hypocreales; Cordycipitaceae.